AUGGACUACACUCUGGCCCUCCUGUUUUCUCUGCUGCAAGUUUUAAGUGUGUGCACGGCCGCUCCUCUGCCGGCAGAGGUAGUGAUGAUGAAGUCCAAAGUAAAGUGGAUGGCUGAGCAGCUUGUUGUCAGGCUGGACAAAGACUUCAAUUUCUCUGUCAGCCUCACACCCACUGACGACCUGGCUGGAGCAUCCUCCAUCGUGACGGUCCUGGAGGGUUACAACAGCCUGAUCUCUGACACCUUUCACAGGGUCUCCCAGGUCAAAUCUGAAAUCUCCUCAUUGACGGGUUACGUCGAUCAGUGGAGGAAGGGGCACUGCAGCGAACAGCGGCCGAAGCCCUCGAUGCCCGGGCCCCUGCAGAAGCUGCAGAGUCUGAAAGACUUCAUUCACAUAGUGAGCAUGGAAGCUCUGAUGAGAGUGAAGGAGUUUCUGAAUCUACUGCUGAAGAACCUGGAUCAUCUGGAGACUUGUUAA
Messenger RNA from Paralichthys olivaceus (Japanese flounder), 477 nucleotides. RefSeq names its product leptin-like. The record is from RefSeq and is a predicted model, not a curated record. NCBI's taxonomy places the organism in Eukaryota, Metazoa, Chordata, Actinopteri, Pleuronectiformes, Paralichthyidae.